AGAACGAUAAUAAGGAACGUUUUGAGAACAGUGUCACUGCCCUUAUUCAUAAGUAUGGCGACCUUGUCGGCGCUCGGUAUCGUGAUAGCCAUUGGAUUGAUCGUAUUUAACGUCUAUAAUAGGCACCGAAGAGUUAUAUAUUCGUCUCAUCCCACCGCCAACACGAUAAUGCUGAUAGGAAUAAUAGGCUGCUUCUUGGCCGUGUUGUGCAUAGGGUUUGACGGUAGGUUCGUCACGCCGUGGCAGUUUUUGAUAGUCUGCCAGGCAAGAGCGUGGACGAUGUCGGUCGGCUUCACCCUGGCGUUCGGUGCCAUGUUCAGUAAAGUGUGGAGGGUCCAUCGACUCUCUACGAAGGCGAAAGCCGAUCAAGGAAAAUUUUUCAUCAAGAUGGAACCAUCCUGCAUGGUUUGCUGUUCCCGCUC
Wasmannia auropunctata (little fire ant) is the source of this 422-nucleotide messenger RNA. Its product is annotated as gamma-aminobutyric acid type B receptor subunit 1-like. The annotation marks the transcript as partial. Gene Ontology annotation, cellular component: G protein-coupled receptor heterodimeric complex; membrane. Gene Ontology annotation, molecular function: G protein-coupled GABA receptor activity. The record is from RefSeq and is a predicted model, not a curated record. The transcript has 3 exons. NCBI's taxonomy places the organism in Eukaryota, Metazoa, Arthropoda, Insecta, Hymenoptera, Formicidae. Gene Ontology annotation, biological process: gamma-aminobutyric acid signaling pathway; G protein-coupled receptor signaling pathway.